CAUUUCUUGCACAUUGGGAUAUGGAGUUGGGUGAUCGGCACGGGUCGGAAUCUCUUUUUGAUGUUCUCUUCCCUGACCCCCGUCAGAGGAAGAGGGAAAGUGAGAGAGUGAGAGAAGCCUUCGCCUGUCUGGAUUUGCGUAUCUGGCUUAUGACAGUAUAUUUGUGGCUGCAGUUUAUGGGAAUAGAGAGUGGGCAACACACAAAUACAGUAGAUGCAUGAAAUCAAAACAUUGUAUGCUAAAAUGAAGCAAGCUCAGUUAUGUGAGUGAGCAAAGUCUGAUUUGAAGAAUUUUGCGGAUCUGGUGUUUCUGGUUAUAUAUUUUUAUCUCUAGGUGUUAUAAUCACUUCAUUCGUGGAAAAUUACCCAUCGCAAUUUCAAAUGAACAGAGAGUUAAUGGGUAGUACUUCUGUCCCAAAGCAUACCCCUUAUGCUUCUAAUAGUGAGUUUGUGGGACCUUUAUUCUCGUCAGCAUCUGGUUUAUCGACAAAUCUUCAUUACUCUUCCAUUUCCCCUCAAGGUAGACAUCCUAAUGGUGCCCCAUUUAUUUCUCAAUCCCAAAGCUUUGGAAUUCCCUCAUCUUUACUCCAGUCUUCACAUUCAAAAUCAUUUCAAGCUUCAACAAGCAAUUAUCCUAUGGAGACUAGUGGAAUAUCUCUGCAUACUGAGUUUGUCCAUAAUGCUCUUACAUAUUCUGAUAACUUGAGUGGGGGGAUCAAUAAUCAAAUCCAGGAAGGCACGAUCAACGAUCAAAUCGAGGACUUAGUCAUAAAUGAUCAAAUCCAUAGUAGUACUAUUGCGGCUUCUGAUGACCUAACUAAACAAAAUGAUUGGUGGGAAUUGAAUAGCGAUGAUUGGAAGGAUCUUCUUAAUGACCCAGUUGUAACUGAAGCUGAACAGAAGGCUGUGUGCCAAUCAAACCAAGAAGCAUCUUUGACCAUGUCAGCGGACCAAACUCAUGUCUGUCCACAGUUGCCGUUGCAGUCCGGGGAGUUGUGCAUCGUCACUAGUCCAUUGUCUUCAACCAGUGCUCUUCCUAGACCACGCAUGCGGUGGACCCCUGAACUCCAUGAAAGCUUUGUAGAUGCUGUCAAUCAGCUUGGUGGAAGUGAAAAGGCCACUCCUAAAGGUGUGCUUAAGUUGAUGAAAGUGGAAGGCUUGACCAUAUAUCAUGUGAAAAGCCACCUCCAGAAGUAUAGAACAGCUCGGUAUCAGCCAGAAUGGGCAGAUGGAACCUCAGAAAAGAAGGCAUCUUCACUUGAUAAAUUGGCCUCACUGGAUCUGAAAACGGGAAUGGAGCUUACUGAAGCACUGCGGUUGCAGAUAGAGGUUCAGAAACGGCUUCAUGAACAACUAGAGGUUCAGAGGAACUUACAGCUACGAAUUGAAGAACAGGGAAGGUAUCUUCAGAUGAUGUUUGAGCAACAAUGCAAAGCUGGAAUGGAUAGGUUCAGGCCACCAUCUGCUCCUGAAGAACAAGCAACACAAUCUUCAUCCACGACAACAGUCUCGCCCACUCGAAAUAAUGCCUCUGAGAAAGCUUUGGAUGAACAGGAAAGCGAAAAGCCAAGACUCGUCGGCGGCAAACAAAAGCCGCCGGAUCCUGCCGCCUUUCUUGGCUCCGAAUCUCCACACGGCAAGCGUGUGAAAGGCGAUCAAAAUGCCUCGUCGGAAUGAUCAAAAUUAGACUAUUUUGCUCUGGGGACAACAGAAUGAUUGAUCAGAAUGAGGUUUCUAAAACUUCUUGUGGUGGAAGUCCUCUUCUUGUUCUAGUAAAAUAAAAGUGCUCUGUUUUUUUUCUUAAAUUUUUUUAUAACAUUUUCUGAAUGCAUUGAACAUUUUGUUUUGUUGUGGAGGUUGUUUAUGGUUUAUAUCUAGUGAUUGUGUAUUUGUGUAAAGUUUUGUUUUUGUAAAACUGAACAAUAUAAAUAAAUAUUUGCAGUUAAGUUAUAGUUCA
Molecule: messenger RNA, 1956 nt
Organism: Phalaenopsis equestris
Lineage: Eukaryota; Viridiplantae; Streptophyta; Magnoliopsida; Asparagales; Orchidaceae
Product: protein PHOSPHATE STARVATION RESPONSE 2-like
Exons: 8
Coding region: 381-1676 (431 amino acids)
Molecular function (GO): DNA-binding transcription factor activity; DNA binding
Source: RefSeq, a predicted model, not a curated record